AUGGCCGAAGAUCUCAUCAGUUUCGACGAUGAGGUCACGAGCUCGCCAACCAGCAUGCCGAGCAUGCCGCCCAACAUCAAUCAUAGCAGAAGCACUCACAGAGAUGAAUUCUUCGAGCUCGCGAGCAUGGUGAAAGCCAAGAAGUCGUACAUUCACACAGUGCCGUCUGCAUCUCGGCUACUGCCAUCUACAUCUGGGCCACUGCCACUCACUGCAAGCCCGAACGGCCCUCGAACUGCCAACCGUAUCGUCUCUGAAAACAGCAUCUCACUUUCGUCAGCGAGGCGACCCCGUCUAUCAGAGUUAGUUACACGGUGUCUCAUGGAACUUGAGCUGACGAACCUGGAUAGCUUCUCCUUCGAACCCAUAUCAGAGCAGCCUCUAGAUAUACUAGCUCAGCACAAAGUCGUCAACGGGCACGGAAAUAGCUUUCGUCAUAGCGAAGCUAGCAUGUGGAACUUCCGCGAGCCCUCCGGCUAUCCUCCCCACAACGAGCCUUUGUUAAUCCCAGAGUUCGAGCUGCCUGUACGCAAUGGCCUCGCUGAUCCGCCGACACCGCCUCAGUCUCUCCCAGGCUCUGCAUCAGCCUUUAGGUCCGAGCAAGAGCCCAUAGUACGGAUGACAAAGCCAGCCUAUGACAACAUGUGCAAGAGUCUUGAUGACACGGUGAAAGAGAACAGGGAGCUACAGAUCAGUAUGGCAGCUCAUAAUCGUACCAUUGAGCAGUUGAGACACGAUGACCACGAGAUGAGUUCGCAGCUGGGCAAGCAUCGAUACCAGAACGAAGCGAACAAGGCGCAAAAGUCGGCUAUGGGACGGGCAUUGGGUGAGAAAGAGACGACUAUCAAGACACAGCAGCUAGAGAUCGAAGACCUGAUGAGCAAAGUAUAUGCUUUGAACGCUAAAGUGAAAGAGCUCGAGGCUAUGUCAGACGAGCGCAACUAUCUUCGCAGCGUAAUCGAAUCAUACGAGGUCAAGCAUAAAGACGCCACCAUCAAUAUAUCGUCCCUCAAGAGUCAGCACCGGCACGAUUCAAGUAAACUGGCUGCCAUCAAAGACCAAGAGCUGUCGUCAGUCGAAACAGCCUAUCAGAAUGCCCUCGUCGAACUCGAUGCUAUCAAGAACCAGCAUGAACACACUCUUGAUAACCUCUUUGCUAUGAAACAAGAGUUUGAGCGUGCCUUGAAUAAGUUGGCUGCUAAGGACCAAGAGCUGGGAAGCUUCAAGGAGGAGCAUGAACGUGCGCUCGAACAUGCGAGUGCGGCUAAGGACCGAGAUUGGCAGAAAUUCGAACAAGGUCGUCAGCGGGAGCUCAGCAACCUGGCCGCUUCCAAAGACCGCGAGCUCGAGGAAGCCGAGGAAACCGUCAGGAAACUCCGGAUAACCAACAGCGAGCUCUCUCAGAAGAUUCUCGAAGUGUCUCAUGCUCAAGUCAUCACUGAAGAUCAGAUGGCUCGUGCACAUAAGCAGGCAGGCAGUGAGGUCAAACAGGAGAAGGUCAUACGAGACUUGCGGCAUGAGCUGAUGGAAACAAAUCUCAAAGUUGUCAAGUUAGAGGAUCAGAAUGAGGUGCUCAGGGAGAAGACGAAGCAGACAGACAUCAAUGGUCUCCAGGCCAAACUGCGCGAGAAGACCAGUGAAUGCGAUCGCCACCGUAACCUUGCCAAGAUCGCAGAGGCACGAUUCAAGCAGAGCCAGGAGCGGCUUCUUCACAUCACGAGCAACGGUUUAUCUCUACAAGGUGCCGUACACCUCGUCAAACCGCGCGCAGAUUCAAAGCUCCCUAGGACAGUUCAUUCGUGUACCGAGUGCUACGGCAAGAACCUAGAGUGCGAUGAGAACACUACAUGUCACAACUGCGCUGACAGUAACUCUCCAUGUCUGCGAUGGAGGUGUUCUCUCAAGCACAAGCUCGGCGACUGUCCCCUCACCCCUUGCAAGCUCCCACACGACUCCCAGGGAUGGCUUAUGCUACCCAAGGACAGACCUCAGUGGUAG
This is a messenger RNA of Pyrenophora tritici-repentis Pt-1C-BFP, 1998 nucleotides long. Lineage: Eukaryota; Fungi; Ascomycota; Dothideomycetes; Pleosporales; Pleosporaceae. The record is from RefSeq and is a predicted model, not a curated record.